AUGUCGAACAAGAUUGCGUAUUUCGUGCAUCUUCCACGGCUCGUCAAACAGAAUCCGUGUCUGUACGACCACGAGAACGAGCGAUUCUCGGACCGCGAGUGGAAGGACCAGCUGUGGUCCCGCCUGGCCGAAGCGAUAAAGCACGAAGGAGACGGCGCGUCGCUCGAGAUGCGCUGGAAGAAUCUUCGUGAUCGGUAUCAGCGGCGGAAGCGGGCGGUGCAGCAAGGACGCGAAAAGCACUUGUUCGCGUCGCUCGCCGAGUUCGCCUUCCUCGAUCCGUACAUUUUCGCCCGCGAGGUUCACACUCAGGUACUUAUCAAGAAAAUGGCCCAUUCUUGCUGAAAUACUGCUUUUAAUACGGCGAAAUUUGCUGAUUUUUCGAGCAAAAAAUGAAAACAAUGUAAUUCAGUCAAUUCAGGCUAGUUUCAGACCCAGUAUUGGCAAAUUUUGAAAGACAAAAGUUCUAAUAUUAAGCAUUUUAGGUGUGCAAGAAAGCGGAGCUUGACGGGUUCAAAUGGGAGCUGAUCGCCGAGGUGCGCGCGAAUCCGUGCCUUUACAAGCAGAGCAACCGUAAAGAAGACAUAAUAAAUCGGCAGAAUGCGUGGGAAAACAUCAAAGAGCGGAUGAAGUUCAACGGAAGUGUCAAGCAGCUGACGGCCCACUGGAAGAACCUUCGCGACCGCUUCUUUCGCGAGAAAAGAGCGUUCGAGAGCACGGUGAGCAGUUUGAGUUUUCGAUGAAUAUUACUAAAACAUUUCGCAUUUUUCAGGUUCAGCGCGACGGGCGACAGAUUCAAACUUCGGAGCUCUACAAACGGAUGGUCUGGCUGGACGAGUUCCUUGCCCUAUCGAGGCAAAAUCGGAUGGAGCCGUACGCGAUUCCGAACAGGCAGAACCGCAAACGGACGAAUGAGAAGCGGAAAGAGAAGGCUGUGGAAAAUGAGAACACGGAAAAUGCGCGGACGAAUAGAAUCGGACGGAAGAACAUUUCGAACGAAAUGAUUAAUUUGAACAAUGCUCGAAUGCUCUUGUCCUAUCAAUAUCCGCACUUGGACAAUCGGCAGGAGUACGCGCCUCAAGCCGAACAGUUUUACGAGCACAACGAACUGGGCAGACAUUACGAAGAAUUGGAGACGGUGCGCUACGAAACGAUCGAAAAAGUAGAGGAUAGAGUGGCGGACGACCACGUGGGAUACUUUGCCGAUGAUACGGACGACACUAAAGAGUGCGGGGACAAAAAGUGCGUUCGGACCAUUUUGCUUAACCAAGCUUAACCUUAGCGUCUCAAAAAAUCGGUUUUUUCUUUCAGAAUUCCCUACAUUUCCGAUUUCGAUGAACACGACGGAAGCGGAAUGCAUAUUAAUAAUAGUAAUAAAAAUAACCAGGCUGAUGGUAGUGAGCAGCAAAGUUUUACCGGAAUUUGGAAAAUUGAACUUGAAAACGAUGAAUAAUAGGCAAUUCGGGGGAGUAUGUACUCGAUUGCACGUUUUAUAUAUUUAUUCUAUUGACAUGUCAUAGCUUACUCAUUUAAUAACCGAAGUGAUGAUAAAGUGUAAUAAACAAAUUAUAUUCAAACAUUGUUUUAUUUGUGUUAUGAAAAUACGAACCGUGUUUUGUUGAACACAGUUUCUUGGAAACUACUGAAAAUUGGGGUUUUGCGUGAAAUCCCCCGGAAAAGAAAAAGUGAAAAACACCUGUUUUGAUAAUGCACGUUUCGCACAAUUGUUAGGUAAUAACGCAAAUAAAAACCAGUGAAUUAUCGAUUAAUUGGCUCGUAUUAUGACGUAAAAAAACGAAAGAAAAUCCGGUGAAUAGGCCCAUUGAUAUGCCGUCGUUCCAAAGUUUUUGAUCGGGUUCUCUAUGCUCUAUGCCCACAGACGGAAUUCAAUUUACUUUUUUGCAAUACCCGAUUAUCCUUUCGCCUCACUUUCACAUCAUCACUCUUUGCGGACUAUGACCAAUUCCUGCGUGUCCGAAGCUGAUAACCUGGCAGAUCCGGAGAAUUACACCCUCCUCCUCCACGUCAUCACUUUUAUUGAGUUGCCCGUCAGUCUCCUUGGAACCUAUUGUAUUCUGGUCAAAACUCCGGCCCGUAUGAAAUCCGUCAAAUCGAUAAUGUUCGUUUUGCAUUCGCUCGCCGCGUUCGUCGACUUUUUCAUCAGUUACCUCACCGUCCCCUAUCUCUAUUUGCCUUCGCUUUCCGGAAUUGCCUUGGGCGUCUGGAAUGAGCCCGCUACACAGACUUUUAUCAUAAUUGUACUGAUAGCAGGUUGGUCUCACAAUUAAACAAGUCCAACUUCUUCAAACGUUUUCUCAGUUGUUGCCGUAUCGAUAUUGUCAAUUUUUGAAAAUCGUUACUAUGUUUUGUUCGCUCGGAACACUAGCUGGGCACACUUCCGAAAGCCGUUUAUCAUUGGAAAUUAUAUUAUGUGUCCCUUAGUCAUGAUUCCGGCGUUUACCGCGAUUCCCGAACAAACUUAUGCGAGACAGUUUAUAGAACAAGUGGGGUUCUGGAUUCUUUAAGAAAUUGCUUUUAAUCCACUUCAGAUGCUUCCCUGCAAACCGGCACUUUCACUGAACACCCAUGACAUCUUCAUUUUGGCCGUUGACUUCAUAGUGCCCUUCAGUUGUGUCGCAUUUCUGGUUGUCGUCCUGACCGUGGAAACGUUCACAUUUCUGAUUCUAUUAUACUCGAACAUUCUGCUCCUCGAUCAGAAAAUAUCGGGCAUCUCGAGUAGAACUAUCGAUUUACAGAAGAAGUUUGCAAUUGCGUUGACCGUUCAGGUUUGAAUUGGUUUCAUUAGAGCUGCUUGGAAUCGAUUUUUGUGGGAAAACGGAAGUAGAAAUCUCGAAAUCAAUUUCCCGGUAGUCAGAACAAGAAAUCCGCAAAAGUGUUUCCCGAAAAUUCUUGCGAAACGUUCCAGAUCUUGCUCCCAUUCGUCCUUGUCCUGACACCAGCUUCCUAUGUUUUAUUGUCGAUCUUUCUCGAGUACUACAACCAGUCCCUCAACAAUUUGGUGUUCGUCUUGACCGCAUUGCACGGCUUUUCGUCGACCAUCGUCAUGAUUUUCAUUCAUCGACCGUAUCGCGAAGUGAGUUUAUAUCCGAUUCACUGGCUUUUUGCGAAGAGUAUCACACCUUCGGCGGCCUGGGUUUAUGGCCAUUUUUGACGAAUAAAUGUUUCUCUAAAAGUAUACUGUGCUUUUCAUAUUCAAAAAGUGAUAUUUACACACUUUAGACUUGAUUAGAGCGACCCUCAUUGUUUCAGACACUCACAGUCACUAUAAAAUGAUUUUUUUCCGUUUUUUUCGUUUUUUUACGUCAAAAAACCCAAUUCAGCGGUGUAAAAAACGAAAAAAAACGGAAAACAAACAUACGCUGAAUAGACCCAUAACUAUUUGUUAGUGAGUCACGUUUCCAGACAAAAAUUGAGUGUAUAUAGUUUCCUCUCCUCUUAUCUCCCGCCACUGCCCAUAUAAAACCCUGUCAAACUGUUUGCUCUCCGCUUUUUUUUUCCAACAGAAAUGUUUCCUUUCUCACUUUCGCUUCUCCUGUUUGUGUUAACAUCAGCCGAUCCGAAUUUCACGUGUCCCAGCACUGAAAUAACUGAAAAUGGACAAUUGCCGACGGGCCGAUCGACUCCUGCCAUAUUUCCGGCCAAUUAUUUUUGUGAACUUAGCGUGAGAUUCAAUGUUUCGGCAUCAGAAAUAUUGUAUUCAACAUCAGUUUGUCGUUCCUGCCGGCUCGUUCGUCACAUUCGAAGCGAGUGCGUUCAACGUCAAUGACGAGGACUUUUUGGCGAUAACCGACACGCUGAAUGGGACCUACCGGUACGGAAAAUCAUAAUAUUCUAAAGAGUCCGGACUUUUAGUAUAAACGGAACUCACACUGUGAACUCAUUGGCGAUCGAUGGAAAUUAUGCGAGGUUAGUGUUAAGCACAGCACCUGGAUUCGCAUCUUUUUUUGUAAAAUGGACCUAUAGAAGUGGUAAGUCAGGGAAUUAUUUUAAUAAAUUCAAACAUAAGUCCUUUUCAGCUGCUUCUCUCCCUUCCAAUCAACAAAAAACCGGAACCAUUUUGGAGUUGAGAGAUCUUCCCGUACUGACGCCCACGCUUUUCACUUCUUCCGAUGGCGGUCCGAUUGUUUUGAGCAUCGACGCGGCCGCAUGCACGUUUUUCUACACCUCCAUUCUGGUUUUCGACGGGACUUUUGUGAAUUCCACGUUCAUCGGCGCUUUGACCGAACGCACACUCAAAUCCACCGGAUCCUCGUUGACAUUGGUGAAGCAGAAUCAGAUUGCAUGCGAUUCGGGUGGAAGGACAACGUUUUUGUUGGCUAAUGAUUAUUCGGGUGAGUCGAUGUCUCGGUGAACCUAUAAUUCUCUACUCUCAACCUUUUCCAGCAAUCUCCAACUUCACCUCGUACACUUUCGGUAACUUUGCAUGGGAAUUUCCGCUCGCCGCCAACUCAUCAGUCACCGUUUUUAAUGCAAACACCGAAAGCUUUCUUCUGACCAACCUCACGACCCAAUCCAGUUCCACGUCCGUUCAGAUCCAGUCAGGAUCGCCCACUAACCACUUCCAUCCUGUCAUUUCGUAUCGGUUUUCGUGCCACGUUUCAACCCCUGUACCCUUUAAAACAAUGUUUCAGUGGUAACUGCUUUGCCAACUUGAUGCCCCAGCAAAUUGCCACCAACUUUUUCACAAUUACCGUAACCCACGGCUCGGCGGCGGUUAGUCUCGGCUAUCCGGCGAACGCCGGAUCGAUAACAGUGUGGCCAGGAUUGGCUGGUCACCUGACUUCCCGAUCCACGUGGCAACCGUCUACCGAGUGGUCCUACGAUCGAACACUGAGAACUAUGAGUACGGUUUUUGACUGUCCUCCGAAAAAGGUGAGCAUUUUUAAUUGCAGACUCUGGCUUCGAGUACAUCUUCAAGACGUUUCGAUUUUCGGUCGGUUCCCUGGUGCUGGGGCCGGAUGAAGACUCGCUGAACAUCGAAGUCGGCGAUGAGUUCGCACCGGUCGAUCCGGUUACGGUCACUUUCAAGAGCAAUGUGAGCAACUCGGAAGUGCACACACUCCAGGGAAGUUACAUGAGAGUCUACACACUGGGCACCAAUCCCCGCAACGUUUCAAAGUUCACUGUCAGUUAUAGUGUCGAGGUAGACGAACUUGUUUUCAUCGUCAUUUGUCGCUCCACAUUCAUUUCAGCAAAACGGCGAGACGACAACUGUGACAGUGCCGACCACUACGAGACUUUGCCCCUCCGUUUUCACGGUCACUUCAGUUUUGAUGAUUUUACUGACUUCACUUUGGGCAUGA
Caenorhabditis sp. 36 PRJEB53466 is the source of this 5321-nucleotide messenger RNA. The record is from the annotation of a GenBank genome assembly. NCBI's taxonomy places the organism in Eukaryota, Metazoa, Nematoda, Chromadorea, Rhabditida, Rhabditidae.